Carcharodon carcharias (great white shark) is the source of this 963-nucleotide messenger RNA. RefSeq names its product pleckstrin homology-like domain family A member 2. Lineage: Eukaryota; Metazoa; Chordata; Chondrichthyes; Lamniformes; Lamnidae. The record is from RefSeq and is a predicted model, not a curated record. Gene Ontology annotation, molecular function: phosphatidylinositol phosphate binding. Bases 1 to 390 code for a protein of 129 amino acids. The transcript is spliced from 2 exons. Gene Ontology annotation, biological process: positive regulation of apoptotic process.
AUGAAGGGGCCGACUGUGACUUCAGGAGCAGCAAUCAAAGAAGGGAAGCUGGAGAAAAGGAGCGAGAACCUGUUCCAGCUUUGGAAGAAGAAACAAUGCACGCUGACCAAAGAGAGCCUGCUGUUCGCCAAUGGUGAUGGGAAGGGCAGCAGACCAAAGGAGCUGAGCUUCGACUCCAUCUGGAAGCUGGAGUGCGUGGAGAGGAAGGGGACCCGAGUCUACUUCACCAUUGUGACCACCGACCAGAGGGAGAUCGACUUCCGGUGCGAGGAGGGCACCUCCUGGAAUGCCGCCAUCACCAUGGCACUGGUGGCGUUCAAGAACGAGCAGGCCGUGCGCGAGUUUCGGUCCCGGAAGCCGGCCAGGAGGUGGAGGGCCUGGGCGUCGUGAGGGCUUGCUGGCCGCAGAUUGCUGACCAGACUGAUUCUUGAGGCACCUUCGUUGUUGGGUCCAAUGACUCUGGCUUCAGGUUUCUAAGACACUGUGUCCCAGAAUGUUGGCCUCACUAUUAGUUCGAACUUCAACCAUUCGCCCAAUAUUAAGCUGCUGAUGACAGAGAGAGUUGGGAACAAUGACUGCCUGACUGACCCCAACAUACCUGCUGCAAUUCACCAAACAGACACACAUAAAGGAAGCAAGUUGAUUCCAGUUGGGUUAGAGCAGAACCUUUAAUCUAUAAUGUAUGAAAAUCAGAUUUGAGUAGAACUGUUCUUGCUUCGCCCUUGUGUCGCUUAGGUCCUUUUAGAGGAACGGUGUUAGUCAAAUCCAAUUUGGAACUCCGUCCCAGUGAUCAGCCAGGAUUUCCCUGGACACUCCAGGAAUUGAAGAUUGAUCUCCAGGAGCAACCCCCAGGAGAGAAGUCAUUGGGGCAGUGAAAAAAAUGUUUUUCUUUUUAACAUUUUUGUUUACUAGUUGUAAAAAUAUUGGACAUGGGGAAAAGGGCUGUUUGAGCGACAACCAAGA